UACAAAAUGAAUAAGAAUAUAAAUUCACCGUCUAAGCUUACGGAGUUUGCUCCAUUAAGUCCUGAAGAAAGUCAACCUGUUGUAGCUUCCUUAUUUUCGAAAUUCUUUAAUUUCGCUAGGAGUUCACAAAAUGUUGACGAUUCUACAAUCUCUUCUAAUAAUGAGAAGCAAAGUUCAUCUGAUUCUGAAUCGUGGAAACAAUCAGAAAGCACAGAAGAAACACCAGAGGAUGACAAUUCUAGUAUAAUGAAUUUUCCAUUAGAUACUCGUGAAGGCAGAAGUUUACCAAAUGUUUUGAAACGUAUUAGUAACAUUGUGGCUCUGAAAAGUAAUAACCUAUGCUCGUACAAAGAUUCCCAAUUAAAAAGUUAUUGGAUGCCAGAUAGUGUAAGUAAGCAAUGCUAUGAAUGUGGCGAACGAUUUACAACAUUUCGUAGAAGACAUCAUUGUCGUGUUUGCGGUCAAAUAUUUUGCUCAAAGUGCUGUUCAGAUCAGAUUACUGGAAAAAUUAUGGGAUGUACAGGGGAUCUUAGAGUCUGUACAUAUUGCUGCAAAGUAGUUUUAUCCUAUUUACAAUCAUCAGACAUGAGAAGCAAUCUAUCAGCAGAUUUAAAAGCAUUGCAAGAAGAUCUUCAAGUUAAAUAUGGAGAUGAUUCACCACCUAUGUCUCUGAAAUGUGCAAACGAAUUGGUAGAGGAUGAAACUUUAAUCUGCAGAAAACCAAGUGUAGGAUACAUGGAAGAAAAAUAUGCUAUUGGACGAUCAGGAAAUAGUUACUUAACGUCUCAGGAACGUUCUCUUGUCUUACAAAACUCUGCUUCAUUAAGAAUGAUUUACGAAGAGUUAUUUAGAUCGAGUCAAGCAAUUCUUCUACAAACUCACAGAAUUAGACUGAAAAGUUAUUACAACUGCUUUUUAGCUAGCGAGUUAGUAAACUGGAUGAUAGCACAAAAUAAAGCAGCCACGCGUGUGCAGGCUACUGCUAUAGGGCAGGCUUUACUGGAAGCAGGUUUCAUCGAACCCGUAAUCGUUGAUAAUGUGUUUAGCGAUACAGCAACAGUAUUUAAACCAGUAAAAUUAUCUCAUAUGCAGAGUAUGGAGUUAUUAAAUGAAACUCAAACUACGUGUGAUGCACAAGAACCUGCAUGGGUAAAAACAAUUCCACAGCAUGAUUCAACAACAGAUUCUGAAAGUGAAACGAAACCUUCAAAUGUAAUGCAACAAACUAGCGGACGUUUACCAUCAUCCAGUUCAAGUUUUUACUUAGAUCUAAAUUUAGAAUCAUCUACUGUUACAUUAAAAAGACCCACCUCGGAAGAUUUAACCACAAUUUCUAUAGAUAGCAGUGAUGGUGUAAUCGAACAGAAAGAAGCUACAGUAACGUCUCAUAAGUGUAAUUUUAAGAUUGCCGAUGAUCUUUUGAAUGACACGCUACAGGUACAAGAAUUUAAAGAAAGAAACGGUUGGCAUAAACCGUCGAACCUUAGAACCACAUUAGGUGAAUUACAUGCAUAUGAGUGUUUGACAUCUGCGUAUAAGCAGCACGAAGAUUCACUAAUUAAACAACUUCUGAAUAAAGAAGGCUUAUCCCAAACUUGGUCAGAAAUAAUACUUCCUAUUGCUCACCAAAUUGUAGACUACGUUAGACCCGAUCUAAAUCAUAACGUCGAUGAUCUGGAUAUUCGACAAUAUGUUCAAAUAAAAAAAUGUCCAGGCGGUAAUAGGGACGACUGUGAAAUCGUGUCUGGUGUAGUUUGCACCAAAAAUGUUGCGCACAGAGGAAUGAAUGCAAUGAUAGCCCAUCCAAAGAUAUUAUUACUUCAGUGCGGACUUAUGUAUCAACGCGUAGAAGGAAAACUAUUAAGCUUAGAGCCUGUGAUGUUGCAAGAGAAUCAAUACUUGGGUCAUACAGUUGCUAAAAUUACAGCCCUUGGUCCAGACGUUGUUCUCGUACAUCGAUCUGUUUCAAGAUUAGCUCAAGAUAGGCUUCGAGAAUGUGGUGUAACGCUUGUUUUAAACGUGAAACUUAGUGUUUUAGAAAGAGUUGCACGUUGUACAGGAGCUAAUAUCGUCAAUACCAUUGACGCACAUAUAAGUGCAAGAUAUAUGCUCGGUACAUGUAAAAAAUUUUACUUACGAAAUUUUUCAUGUGAAAAAAAUGGUAUUAAAACAUUGAUGUGUUUCGAGGGGUGUUCAAAUCCACAUCUUGGAGCUACAAUUUUACUACGAGGUGGCCCUCAAGCAGAAUUGAAAAAGGUAAAAAAUGUAACAUCAAUGAUGAUUUUUGCAGCCUACUCUUGGCGCCUUGAAAAGUCAUUUCUAAUGGAUGAAUUUGCAAGACCCCCAUCUCCUAAGGAUAAUUCAUUUUUGGAUGAAACAUCGCACAAGGACUCCACAGAGUUUGAAGAAACUAGUAAAGUAUUGCUCACCAAAACUAACGAAGGAAAUGAUACAGCUUUCAGUCAGGACAGAGAUUAUGCAGAUAGUAUGGAAAUUUUAAGAAUGUCAAAAGUUCAAGCGGAUUCGAGAAGUACAUCAAACGAUAGACAAUGCAUAGAAAUUGAGUUUCCCGCUAGUAGGAGUACACCUCUGAAAGAUAAAGUAGCAGAUCAGACUUAUACCGAGAAUAAGUUAAAUUCGACCUCUAUUAAACAAAUAUCUUCUAUAUUAUCCGAAGACACUGACCCUUACGAUACUUUAAAAUUAUUCAAAACUAAAACAAAGUCUUCCGUAAUUGAUUCGAAAAGCACAGAGGAUUGCACAACAAGUAAAACAUUGAAUAGUAACGAUAAUCUAAAUAAUACUUCUGGACUUGGUACAGACUGUAGCAACGAUUUAAAUAGUACUAUGGAAUUGUUUGGUGGUAAAAGUGGUGAAAAGGCGAACAAAGAAACCGAAGAAGAAAUAGAAAAACCAAAAAUGAAGGACAAAUUCAUUUCAGAGGAGAAACGUAUUUAUGGAGAAUCUAUUAGUGAUUGGAGCGAUCCAUUGCAUCAGUAUUUAAACGAAGACGAAGAGGACGUGUUUAAUCAAACUAGUCCAAACGGUCAGCAUUUAAGCGUUGCUGAUUUACCAUUACUAAAUAAAUUUAAAAAAGCUCUGGAGGGAACUAUAUUAACCGUUUCGCCCUAUUUGAAAUUUUCUAUACCGUACUUGGAAACCGAAACAGGAAGGAAUUGCGUGUUGCGAGAUUUCUUCCCAAGAGAAAUCUUUUAUUCUGUCCAAUUUUUAGACAAAGUGAAAGAGGUUAAAACGAGCAACGUGUCCGUAGAGAUAUGUGAAUUUGAAAAUCCAUUAAUGAGAUUAAAAUUGAAGCCUCAACAUCCGUUUGUUCAAGCAAGGUUAACCACGGACGUCGACAGUCGGGAAGUACAAACUUUAUUAGCUAAUUUUAGGGCAUGUGGUAGUCGAUUAUAUCCAACAAAUAACGUUUUGUCGGACAAACAACAAAUUCUAAUACAGACUGAAGUUAACGAUCAAACUCCUACAUGGCCUGAUUGCUUGGAUCUAGCAAGUCAUCAACGUCUGUCCGUGUUGUUUUGUAGUUUCUCGCAUACUGGGAACGAUACACCAGCAUUCUGUGUGAAUCCGUGGGUAGUUAAUAUGGAUUUAUAUGGGAGAAACGAUAUUGCACUUGGACGUUUUCUAGAACGUUACUGUUUAACGUCCGAGUACAAGUGUCCUGCUCAGGCCUGUCGAGCGCAGAUCGCUCACCACGUUCGACGAUUCGCGCAUGACGGUGGUUGCAUACACAUUAGUUUAAACGAAAUGAAUAGCGAACCAUUUGCCCAGGAGGACACGAAUCAAAUUCUGAUGUGGAGCAAAUGCAUGAAAUGUAAAAGCGUUUCACCGGUGGUACCGAUGUCGGACGAUACCUGGUCGUUGUCCUUCGCCAAGUAUCUGGAAUUACGGUUUCAUGGAAACGCUUACGUCAGACGCGGCACGGACACUUGUCAGCAUUUGUUACACCACGAUCAUUAUCAAUAUUUCACAAAGAAAAACAUGCUGGCCGUGUUUAAAUAUACGAAGAUAUCGCAAUGGGAAAUUUCUUUGCCGCCGCCAUUGAUAAACAUUAUCUACGAUCCUAGGCAACACGCGGACGUGAUAGAAGAGAUGAAAAGUUUGGCAUUGAAGGGCGACGAAGUUUUCUCCACCAUACGAGAGAAACUAACGACUUUGCAGUUGGAUAUAGAUAGUAUAAAUGCUGCCAAGCAAAUAUUGACCAAAGAUCAACAGUAUUUCAAGAAUAAAAGAGAAGAGAUUCAAUUGAAACUGACAUCCCCGACGUUGGAGAAUAAAAAGCUCGAGGGCAAGGUGUCCGAGAAACAGGUUCAAGCUUUGAUGUUUAGAAUCGAAGACGGGAUUGUGAUUCUUAAACGAUUGAUAUCAGAAAAAGUAUUUCAAUGGAACAUAAAGAUUUUGGAAAUGUCUGUUAAGAAAAAGGACGAAAGACCACGGCGAUUUACCGAACGAUCGUUAACGGCUGGAAGCAUCAUCGAUACAGACGGAUAUAUAACGGAGGACACAGCAUCGGAAUCGCAAAUCGAAGAUUUAAGCCCUAUGUCGGCGGAUUACAAUGCCAUCGACGCUAUCGCGGCUGCACAGAAUGAUUUACAAGCGAUCGAAGGCGUAGAAAGUUCCGAUAACGAACCUUUAGAAAAUAAUAAUCCUGACGAGAUCGUUGUCAUUCAGGGAUCCCCAAAAAUGCAUCAAAGAUCACACUCUGAUGUGUUGCCCCUCACUCUAGAAGACAUGCCGGAUAAGAAGAAGAAGAAGAAAACAAUUUUAUCUCAAUUAUUGUCAUCUGUACCUGUAACUCAACCGAUACCAAAUCCUUUGGGUUCUUUGGAACAUCAUUUGCUGCCUCUUGGAUCGGUUGUGCCAAUUGUGGUAUACGAAUCAGAACCCUCGUCCAUUAUUGCACACGCGCUCGACUCGCACGAUUACAAACAUGCAUUGCACGAACUGAUGCGUACGACAAAAGGACCCGAUUUGAAUCCCAGCCCAUUGAACAAGCGUAAAUUCCCCGAAAAUAAAGAGAGCCUUUCCGACUUGACUCAGUCGGGAGAAUUUAAACGACCGUCCGUUUUGUCAUUCUUCCGAGGGAACAGUCCAAAUCCAGCCAGUCCGAUAGACUCCGAUAGAAGCGUUUCGAAUAUAGAUUUUAGCGCGCAAAGUUUGGCAUCGACGUCGGAGAUGACAGACGAGGACAAGAAGGCGACAAAACAGCAAAAUUACAUCGAGGUUCAAUUCAACGACGAGACGACUAAUUUCUAUUGCAGAAUAUAUUUUGCCGCGCAAUUCGCUGCUCUCAGAGAAAGCGUUUUAACGUGCGGCGAAGAUGGAUUUACAAGAAGCUUGAGUCGUAGCGUGCAAUGGGCCGCGAGGGGUGGAAAGAGUGGUACUACGUUUUGUAAAAGUCGAGACGAUAGGUUCAUUAUAAAAGAGAUGUCACGAUUAGAAAUGCAAAUAUUUCUUGACUUUGCGCCGAAUUACUUUUCCUACAUGGAAAAGUGUCAGCAAACCAAACAGCCGACAUUAUUAGGCAAAAUAGUCGGCGUUUACAGGGUAUCUUUCAAAAAUAACACGACAAAUGCGGCGCUUCGCACGAGCGUGCUAGUGAUGGAAAAUUUAUUUUAUAAUAGAACGAUAACGGAUAAAUUUGAUUUGAAAGGAUCGGUGAGAAAUCGACUUGUAAAUCCUGACGACACGUGUCACGAGGGAGAAUUAGUAUUGCUCGAUGAAAAUUUAUUAAAUAUGAGCUGCGAUUCGCCGCUAUACAUCAGAUCGCAUUCCAAAGCGGUUUUAAACAGAGCCAUUGAACAAGACACAAAAUUCUUAGCUAAUAAUUCUGUGAUGGAUUAUUCAUUGUUAGUUGGCUUAGAGCCAAAUUCAGAUGAACUCGUACUAGGUAUAAUAGAUUACAUACGAACGUUUACGUGGGAUAAAAAAUUAGAAACAAUGGUAAAAAAAUCAGGCAUAUUAGGUGGCCAAGGAAAAUUACCAACAAUAAUAUCGCCAGAAGAAUAUCGAGCUCGUUUCAUAGCUGCUAUGCACCGAUAUUUCCUGCCUGUACCGGACAGAUGGUCCGGUUUAGGUAGAGACGUGGAAAAAUAAAAAAAAAAAAGUCAUAAUUUCCAAUAAAUGAGAUUAUCAAUUUUUCAGAAAUAUUCUACACUAAAAAUAUUGUACAUACAUUUUCUGUACAACUAACGUAUCUAAAAGAACAGUGCUACGUAUAGAGGUACAUAAUGUAUAUUAAUAUUUUAUGGAAUUACUAGUACAUUACAGCAUUUUGUAAUGAAGUGAUAAAAAUAAGUUACCCUUAUUGUAUUUCAAA
Colletes gigas is the source of this 6340-nucleotide messenger RNA. RefSeq names its product 1-phosphatidylinositol 3-phosphate 5-kinase (gene fab1). Gene Ontology annotation, molecular function: metal ion binding; 1-phosphatidylinositol-3-phosphate 5-kinase activity; ATP binding. The record is from RefSeq and is a predicted model, not a curated record. The transcript is spliced from 14 exons. Lineage: Eukaryota; Metazoa; Arthropoda; Insecta; Hymenoptera; Colletidae. The coding region runs from base 7 to 6117 and encodes 2036 amino acids. Gene Ontology annotation, biological process: phosphatidylinositol metabolic process; intracellular signal transduction.